Molecule: messenger RNA, 1183 nt
Organism: Telopea speciosissima
Lineage: Eukaryota; Viridiplantae; Streptophyta; Magnoliopsida; Proteales; Proteaceae
Exons: 2
Coding region: 387-785 (132 amino acids)
Source: RefSeq, a predicted model, not a curated record
CUUUACCAAGGGUUGAAAAGGAGGCGGGUUUCCCGAAAUAGAAAAGAAGGAAACUGUAGCUUUGGUUGGGAUUCAUUGAAGGGGAAAUAUAUGAUUUUUGGUUGCUCCUGGAUGGUUGGUGACCUCAUCGUAUGAAGUGUUAUCAGUUGGAUACGAAUUCAAUUAGGUUUUCCAGUUAUUUCUUUGGGAAUUUCCUUCUAGGUCAAUGUUUCCUGCCAUUUCUUCUCAUUGUAAGGAAUAGAGAAUUGACAUGCAGUAAGAAACAGAGACUCUGGCCCUAUUUUUUUUUUAUUCGAUUAGUGGAGCCUUUUAAUUUUAUUUGGUCGAUCGAAUUAUUCUGGCGUGAAAUGAGUUGCUUUUAAACUGUUCCUUCUCCAGAAAAUUUGAUGAGGGUUUUGUUUGGCAAGUUCCACUGCCCUUCUUUCAUUUGCUUUUGCAAACCUUCUCAUCUGCUCUCUCCUUCCCCAUUGAAAUUAGAAGAUACCCCACAUGUUCCUCCUCGUUUAUAUUCAGUUCCUGAUUCUGUGGGUCAGUUAUCUGGUGAGGGGCUUGAGGUAAAGAAUGAGAGCUUUGAUGGGAAUCAAGUUGAGAAUUUUCCAAAAAGCAGUCUUAAGAAGCCGUCUUCAGGACCAGGUGUUCCAAAAGAGAUUGGAAAGAAAAGAGUGCAGUGGAUGGAUUUCUUGGGGAAAGAACUAGUUGAGAUAGAGGAAUUUGAACCCAGUGAAUCAGAAGAUUCAGAUGAUGAUGGAGAGGGUAGUCGAGGCUGUGUUUGUGUUAUUCAGUGAACCUGCUUAUUCUGCUCAUCUCAGUACCCCUUUAGCUAUGGCAUGGACAGGAAGACAGCAACUCCAAUUCCCUUGGGCUCCAUGUUCAGGUCCUUAUAGUCUCCUUUGUGGUUUGUCUCUGAACAUGUGGCCUCAUGUUUAUGUUGGUGAACAUCAACCAAAUUGAGUUGCAGGAGUUGAGGUCAGAAGAAAAUAUUACCAUGGCUUUAAAAUGUUCGAAAGAAUGUAUUUCCAGUGCGUCAUGAUCUCCAGUGGCAUUCUCUUCGGGCAUGGGAUUUAUUUACAGAACUGCACUGAAUCCAGGUGCCAUUCCUUCCAUUGUUUUCUCAUCAAGAUCUGAAUCAGGAAUCUUGUUUGAGUUCAAGUUUAAUGCACAAUGCUUUCCUAUUCUGUUAAAG